AUGGGGGGUGUGGGAAACCCAAAUUCUGCAGGCCGCGCCCCCAAGUCGUAUAUCCCCGAGAUCCCCUUCAGGCGCCCACGAGCUCCACACCGGAGUUGGGUUUCCCCAACUAGGCACUUUCAGGGUCAACGGAGCAGACGCUGCGCUCCGGUCCUUUCCCGAAGCCGGGCUGCCCGGCCUCCAGGCGCACACAACAGGCGGCACCGCACAGCCCCCAGGAAUGCGGGCUCAGAUGCUGGUCCCCUUCACAGCGACGGAGAGCGACAGGCAAGAGCCCUAGAACAGAGCGUCGGAGACACCACCGAGCCCUGCAACCUCCGGAGCCCAGUGAUCCGGGGGACGAGGCACGGCGCACGGAGCCCAGGAACGCAGCCCGCAGUCGCGACCGGUCUCCCGCCCUCCGCAGAGGCGGCCCGGGAGCUCCGCGCCUCCCCCGCUGCCAGGCUCUGCUGCCCCGGGGCCCCGUCCUCCCGCCCCGGCGUGGGCGAGCUCCAACUCGCCGAGGCGACCUGCUCGCCCGGUGCCCGACGCCUAGACCCGAGGGAGCUAGAAGAAGAAAGACGCGGAGAGGGGGACACUGCCUUCGCCGGGACUGGUGACUUCGAGAAACCCUCCCGAAACCCGUCCAGUCGCGGCGGCCACGGUCCGGCCGACACGGGACCCAGCCGGCGGCCGGGGCGCGGUGCCCAGGCUCGGGCUGCUAGACGAGCGCUGCGCGCCCGCCCCGCCCCGCCCCACCUCGCCUCCCGGCCCGCCCCCCAUGGCUCCGCCCCGGCCCGCCCCCGAGGCUCAGUCCCUAGCCCGCCCGAGGUGGUGGCUGAGGCUGAGAAGCCGCCGGAGUCCCGGCGCAGGGCUCGCCACCGCACGUGGAGCGCCCUGCCCGCCCCGCCUCGGACCCAACCAAGCGGACUCCGGAGGGGUACCGCGAGCCUGGAAGGGGAGAAAGCCGUGGGAACCGCCCCUCACAGGCCCUGA
Molecule: messenger RNA, 975 nt
Organism: Marmota monax (woodchuck)
Lineage: Eukaryota; Metazoa; Chordata; Mammalia; Rodentia; Sciuridae
Product: skin secretory protein xP2-like
Exons: 3
Coding region: 1-975 (324 amino acids)
Source: RefSeq, a predicted model, not a curated record